CUUUCAAUAAGCAUAGCGGUCAGAUAAAUUUUAAGUUUCAGUCGCCUUAUAACAUUUUGUACCCGUUUUGUCCAAUAGACUCUGUUGUGUGUUCAUUUCUUUAUUUUGGAAACUUGUAUAGAUCCACUUAGAAGAUGGUUUUGUCAACUGUUUUAGUUAUUUUAAUUUCCGCCCACUUUUUGUACCCAAUCUUGGGGAAAUGCCCAGAUGAAUGUCAUUGCUAUCCUUUCAAAUGGGGAGACGCAUCGGUUGGGGUAGAUUGCAAGAGCUCAAAUCUUCAAACUAUACCAACCAAUUUGCCAUGGCGUAUAUCGAAAGCAGACUUCAGCAUGAACAAACUUGGAACAACGCAAGAUUUCAAGAUAGACUUGCCAUUCUCUCCUUCUGUAAAACAACUGGAUUUUUCUGCCAACUUCCUGGAGUCCAAGCACAUCAAAGAUAUCCCCGACUCAGUCGAGAUUUUGGACCUAUCGGCUAAUUCGAUAACCGAUUUUUCGUUGGACGACUUGCCCAGACACAUUCGAGGGCUAAACUUGGCGAAGAAUGGCGCCAAUAUAUUGAAUGGGUGUGGCAGGGGGAAGAAACUUGCGAGCAAGGAGCAAAUAUGGAUGCGUUUUGACUACAACUACAUUCCAAUUAUCAUCGCGGACACUUUCGCCAACUGCGGGGCUUCGUUUGGCUAUCUCGAUUUCUCCAGUAACAAUUUGCACACCAUCGAACCCCACGCCUUCCGUGGAGUAGCGCCUCGCGAAAACGAAUCGCUAGCAAUCGACCUCAGCUACAACCAGUUGGAGACUAUACCCUUCGAGGCGCUGCAGGAUUCCAUCUUCGAGAACUUAGGGUUCAACCAUUUCUCACUGGAUCUGCGGAAAAACCCGAUCGUGUGUUCAUGCAACAUGAGCUGGGUUCCUAUGGCUGCGGAAUAUUACAGGAAAAUUGGGCUUAGAGUCACCAUUCUGGGAAACUGCUUCUCCCCGUUGGAAAAAUCUGGCAUCCUUUUGGAAGAUUUGAACAAACUCGAUUUCAAAUCGUGCAGUCAGUACAACUGGCUCAAGGCCGAGAUGAAAGAGAGGACGGAUCAGCGGGUGAUGCCCUUUUGGCAGGUGUGCAUUGUCGUUCUUGCUCUGCCCGCACUCGUGGCCGCAGUGGUGCUGGCAGUGGGGAUCCGGAUGCACAUGAAGGACUACAGACGCUACAAGGAUUACAUCACGAUCAAAAAGCAGAGGAUGAUGGCACAGAAAAGACGCAGACACUUCCGAGCCAGCGGGGCGAUGGGGGAUGUGUUGCUGAAUUCUUCAAACAAACACUUUUAAACUUUUAAAUCUCGAGAAAGUCGAUAAUAACUUGGAAAUUUUUAAGGGACCUAGCAAAUGCAUUCAUAUCUCGUAAUUGCCCUGCAAUUGUGGGCGCACUUGACUAUACCAAGAUUACCAUUUGAAUGAGGUUUUUUCUCUGAAUUUUUUCUAACUAUCAUUAAAUUCAAACUAUUGAUGGUUAUUUUGAUUUUAACCACCUUCAGCUUGCUUAUGUUUUUCCUACAUCGAUUUCCUAAAUAUUUCAGAGUUUCAAUAAAAUUGUCUCAAAAUCUUCAUAGUUUUUGAUGGAUUAUAAAUGUGUAU
Molecule: messenger RNA, 1619 nt
Organism: Symsagittifera roscoffensis
Lineage: Eukaryota; Metazoa; Xenacoelomorpha; Acoela; Convolutidae
Product: reticulon-4 receptor-like 1
Exons: 5
Coding region: 135-1313 (392 amino acids)
Source: RefSeq, a predicted model, not a curated record